Messenger RNA from Ceratitis capitata (Mediterranean fruit fly), 1162 nucleotides. RefSeq names its product thioredoxin-like protein 1 (gene Txl). NCBI's taxonomy places the organism in Eukaryota, Metazoa, Arthropoda, Insecta, Diptera, Tephritidae. Bases 147 to 1010 code for a protein of 287 amino acids. The record is from RefSeq and is a predicted model, not a curated record. The transcript has 5 exons.
AGAGAACGUAUAACUAAUAUAUUAUACGUUCUCUGGUCAUCGUGGCUGUCAGCAAUUGCCAAAUUGGAGUAGGUGAAGAAAUUUGGAUAGAAAUCGUAGAUAUAAUUUUUCUAUAUACAGCUGUUUAUAAAAUAAUAAAAUACAAUAUGAGUGUACGAGUAAUUAAUGAUGACGCCCAUUUUCAAACGGAAUUGAGUUCUGCGGGAGUACGGCUUGUAGUAGUUGACUUCACCGCCAGUUGGUGUGGUCCUUGUCAGCGUAUGGCUCCACAUUUUGAUAUGCUGCCUACUAAAUAUCCAAAGGCGAUUUUCUUAAAAGUAGAUGUAGAUAAUUGUCAGGACACUGCGGCGAGCCAAGGUGUAUCAGCUAUGCCCACAUUUAUUUUUUAUCGCAACAGGACGAAAAUUGAUCGCAUACAAGGUGCUGAUAUAGUUGCACUCGAAAAUAAAAUCAAGGAGCAUAUAGGGUCCAGUGGUGGAGAUGAAGCCGGUGAAGACUAUGGUCAAGGACUUAUGGAGUUAAAUACCUUCAUAUCGAAGCAAGAAUGUGAAUGUUUAAAUGAAGCGGAUGAUCAUUCCUUAAAUCAUUGUCUUACUUCGAAUGGUGGUUACCUGCAAUCAGAUUGCGACGAGCAAUUAAUAUUGUCGGUAACAUUUAAUCAGUUGGUGAAAAUCCAUUCACUCAAGUUCAAAGCUCCACCUCACUUGGGUCCUAAAGAAAUUAAACUGUUUAUUAACCAACCAAGAACAAUUGAUUUCGACAUGGCCGAAUCUAUGACUAGUGUACAAGAUUUAACAUUGGAGCCCAAGGAUCUAGAAAGUGGUCAGCAAGUCAAUUUGCGGUACGUGAAAUUCCAAAAUGUGCAAAACUUACAAAUUUAUGUACGCAAUAAUCAAUCGGGUGGAGAGGUUACACAAAUUGAUUAUAUUGGAUUCAUUGGAUCCCCUAUUAUGACAACUAAAAUGACUGACUUCAAACGUGUUGCGGGAAAAAAAGGAGAAAGUCAUUAAUAGAUCACAAUAAAAAAAUAGAAGACUUUGCUUUGGAGAUAUUUUCAAAUGAUUUUCUACUACAUGUUUUAAAAAUGUCAACUUUAUUUAAAUUCAGUCUAGGAAUAUAUAACAAUAUUUAAUGCAUCUUUCAGGGAUGCUAUAAAAUGGAA